This is a messenger RNA of Salvelinus sp. IW2-2015, 1843 nucleotides long. RefSeq names its product serine/threonine-protein phosphatase 2A catalytic subunit alpha isoform. Gene Ontology annotation, molecular function: protein serine/threonine phosphatase activity. The record is from RefSeq and is a predicted model, not a curated record. Gene Ontology annotation, biological process: mitotic cell cycle. Gene Ontology annotation, cellular component: cytosol. NCBI's taxonomy places the organism in Eukaryota, Metazoa, Chordata, Actinopteri, Salmoniformes, Salmonidae.
AACUCUCUCAUUGAUUGUUGCUCGGUGAAGAAGCAGGGUUGGGUCCACGGAAUUUCAUACAGAGCCAGUUUUCUGCAACUGCGGCUGUACCUUGCAUUUCUUUAGCUAUUUCAGAUAAACAGGAUAUCGAGGCGCAUGCAGCGCUUAUUUUUAACGAGUAGCUAGCUAGUAGGGAGGUUGAACCAAUUUUAAGCAGUGUCGGUGACCUAGCUAGCUCGUGCAUUCAUUUUCGACGAAAGCAAAAAGAGUGCGAAUGACGAGAACGCAUUAGCUAAACUAGUUUUCAAUAGGUAACCUAACUAGGUAGUUUGCUAGCUGAAAUAUAACCAGACAUGGACGACAAGUCAUUCACUAAGGAAUUGGAUGGGUGGAUUGAGCAACUCGGCGAAUGCAAGCAGCUCUCGGAAAAUCAAGUCAAAGCCCUUUGCGAAAAGGCCAAAGAGAUCCUGACGAAGGAGUCUAACGUGCAGGAGGUGAGAUGUCCGGUCACCGUGUGCGGAGAUGUCCACGGCCAGUUCCAUGACUUGGUGGAGCUGUUUAAAAUCGGAGGGAAGUCUCCGGACACCAACUACCUCUUCAUGGGAGACUAUGUGGACAGGGGCUACUACUCUGUAGAGACAGUCAGRCUCCUAGUAUCUCUCAAGGUUCGGUACCGUGAGCGAAUCACAAUCCUUCGAGGGAACCACGAGAGCAGACAGAUCACCCAGGUGUACGGCUUCUACGACGAGUGUUUAAGGAAAUAUGGAAACGCCAACGUCUGGAAGUACUUCACAGACUUAUUUGAUUAUCUGCCCCUAACUGCACUGGUAGAUAACCAGAUCUUCUGUCUCCACGGUGGACUGUCCCCCUCAAUAGACACAUUAGAACACAUCAGAGCGCUGGAUCGCUUACAGGAAGUUCCUCAUGAGGGUCCGAUGUGUGACCUGCUGUGGUCAGACCCCGAUGACCGGGGCGGCUGGGGCAUCUCUCCCCGCGGUGCCGGCUACACCUUUGGACAGGACAUCUCGGAGACCUUCAACCAUGCGAACGGACUCACCCUGGUCUCCAGAGCUCACCAGCUGGUCAUGGAGGGUUAUAACUGGUGCCAUGACCGCAACGUGGUGACUAUCUUCAGUGCACCCAAUUACUGCUAUCGCUGUGGAAACCAGGCCGCCAUCAUGGAGCUGGAUGACACACUCAAGUACUCCUUCCUUCAGUUCGACCCCGCCCCUCGCAGAGGUGAACCCCAUGUGACCCGCCGCACUCCUGACUACUUCCUGUAAAAGAUCCCAAUGCCUGUGAAGUAUUGCUAUAGAUUCUUCUUAGUGAAGAUGUGGGAGAAGGGAGCAACCGACCAUCGGUAUAGAGUUGUGACAAAGUAAGCAUCCAUCAAUCCAUGGACCAAAAUGUGUGCCAUAAUUUCACAAUGCAAAAUGGAAAAAAUAUGUCACAUUCAUCUUUAAAGAAGACCACACAACCGACACCCACCACAGUCCAUGGAACCAGUUCCUUCUCUCUCUGUGCAUGAUGUUGUAUUUAUCUCUGAAAAUGAUUCUUCAUUGUAAAGAUUACAGUGUACUAUAUAGUAAUAGGGUGCCAUUUUGGAAGCAGACAGUCUCAUAGUACCUGCUGGUUUUGUCAGGAAAAAGAUCUGCUUUGAAUUAAUUAAUCUGCUGAGAUUAAGGCUUAAAUGUAACCCUUGUGGUAGGAACAUAAUUAUAGUAUAGAAAAGUUUUGGUAAACCUAACUCGGCAUGGCCUCAAACUGGAAGGUUGCAGUAAACAUGUUAUGUUGUGAACAUUUUUCUAACAGAAAUUCAAUGGCUUUUUUUUGUGUGAAUUUUAAAUCAUUGUUUUCAAAGUUG